Messenger RNA from Priapulus caudatus, 525 nucleotides. RefSeq lists its product as uncharacterized. The coding region runs from base 1 to 525 and encodes 174 amino acids. The transcript has 2 exons. The record is from RefSeq and is a predicted model, not a curated record. Gene Ontology annotation, biological process: chromatin remodeling. NCBI's taxonomy places the organism in Eukaryota, Metazoa, Priapulida, Priapulimorpha, Priapulimorphida, Priapulidae. Gene Ontology annotation, cellular component: nucleus.
AUGCGGGGUAAAGCUAGUGAAGUUGUGGAGACAAUGACACGGAGAAAAGUGGACUUGUGUUGUCUCCAGGAAACGAGGUGGAAGAUGGAUGGUAUCAAGAUAAUCGAUGGUAAAGACUCGCGCUACAAGUUCUCCUGGUCCGGAAAUGACAAGGGCACUAGUGGGGUCGGCCUCAGCGAUGCUGAGAAAGACCGCUUAUACCAGAUGCUGCAGAGUGCUGUUGCCAAGGACCCGGCCUCGGAGCAGCUCAUUAUUUUUGGUGACUGGAACGGGCACAUCGGCGCUGAAUCCACUGGCUUCAGAGAAGUGCAUGGUGGGCAGGCCAUCGGGCAGCGGAACACCAAAGGGGAGAGAGUGUUGGAGUUUGCGUUUGCUAAUGAGCUCGUUGUUGGCAACUUCUGGUACAAGAAGAAAGCUAGGCACCUCGUCACUUACCAGUCUGGAACAGCCGCUACACAGAUCGAUCUCAUCCUGUUCCUGCGCAAUUUCAGAAGACAGGUGUCAAAUGUUAAGGUCAUUCCUUAG